AUCAAUAGAUUUUCGUUUCAAUAGGGAGUGAACUGUGCGACGUCGUGUUUGUAGAAAUGGCUACCACUCCAGAACCACAUGGACGGUGAUAAAGCGAUUAAAAUACAGAUGAUCACGUGCGCGUUGGGACACUGAAUUAUUGUCAUUUUUUGAACAAUUUGGCUUUCAUGGCUGGUGCCUCCCUCCUUCCUCCCAGUUUUAAGCCACACUCAUAGGGAAAGAAAUCUUUCUCUCACAGUACAAAACAGAAGAUAAACAGAAAAACAAGAGAGAGAAGGAAGAAGAAGAAGAAGAAGAGGAAGACAUUGGGAAAAUGGGCAAAGGAGGAGAGAUGAGAGAGAACAAGCAUGAGCAUCAGGAGGAGGAGGGAGUAAUGGCUACAGACUUCUUCUGGUCGUAUACAGAUGAGCCUCAUGCUUCCAGGAGAAAACAGAUCCUCUCUCAAUACCCUCAAAUCAAGGAACUCUUUGGCCCUGACCCCUUGGCUUUCCUCAAGGUUACAGUGGUGGUUUUGCUUCAGCUUUGGACAGCCACAUUACUUCAUGAUGCUGGCUGGCUUAAGAUAUUGGCCAUAGCCUAUUGCUUUGGCUCUUUUCUCAACCACAAUCUUUUCUUAGCCAUCCAUGAACUAAGUCACAAUCUUGCUUUCUCAAGGCCUGUAUGCAACCGGUGGCUUGGGAUUUUUGCUAACCUACCCAUCGGUGUACCCAUGUCCGUAACCUUCCAAAAGUAUCAUCUUGAACACCAUCGCUUCCAAGGAGUAGAUGGGAUUGAUAUGGACAUACCAAGCAAUGUUGAAGGCCAUCUCGUGACGAAUGUUGUUGCAAAAUCUAUAUGGGUCAUCUUCCAACUCUUCUUCUAUGCACUGAGGCCUCUGUUUCUCAAACCUAAGCCCCCUGGCUAUUGGGAAUUCAUCAACGUUUUUGUUCAGAUAGCUCUGGAUGCGGCCAUGGUUUAUCUUUGGGGCUGGAGAUCUUUUGCUUAUUUGAUCCUUUCCACAUUUGUUGGAGGUGGGAUGCACCCCAUGGCUGGCCAUUUCAUCUCAGAACAUUAUGUCUUCAAGCCAGAGCAAGAAACUUAUUCCUAUUAUGGGCCGUUGAAUUUUCUGACUUGGCAUGUGGGGUACCACAAUGAGCACCAUGAUUUCCCAAGGAUCCCUGGUAGCAAGCUAUACAAGGUGAAGGAAAUUGCACCAGAAUAUUAUGAAGGCUUAGACUGCUACAAAUCAUGGAGCCAAGUCAUAUAUAUGUAUAUUAUGGACAGAACAGUUGGGCCCUACAGCCGAAUGAAGAGAAAGGUGUCAACUGCCACUAAGAAAUCUGAAUAGUUGCUUCCCAUCUUUGUCUUUUAGUUUUAGUUUUUUCCCUCAUCCUCUUGUUGUCAAUGGGAUACUAAAAACAAUCUACAGUCUGUAAAAAUUUUGAAUUUUUUUAAUUAUAGUUUUUAACAUUUGAGUUGUUA
Molecule: messenger RNA, 1461 nt
Organism: Manihot esculenta (cassava)
Lineage: Eukaryota; Viridiplantae; Streptophyta; Magnoliopsida; Malpighiales; Euphorbiaceae
Product: sphingolipid delta(4)-desaturase DES1-like
Exons: 2
Coding region: 314-1327 (337 amino acids)
Biological process (GO): ceramide biosynthetic process
Cellular component (GO): membrane
Molecular function (GO): sphingolipid delta-4 desaturase activity
Source: RefSeq, a predicted model, not a curated record